This is a messenger RNA of Paramecium sonneborni, 136 nucleotides long. The record is from the annotation of a GenBank genome assembly. Lineage: Eukaryota; Ciliophora; Oligohymenophorea; Peniculida; Parameciidae.
AUGUUGUCUGAAUAAUUAACAUUUAUAUUUGAUUAGUAAAUUAUUCAAUUAAUAUUUUAGUUUAAAUGAUUUAAUUGAAAAAAUCAAAGAUGAUGCAGCUCUUGAAUUUUUCAAAGAUCUAUUUGAUAAGUUUUGA